AUGGACAUCAAGGCGGACAUCAAGGUGGACAUCAAGGCGGAGCCCAAGGCGGCAGAGACGAAGAAGGUGGCGGGGUGGGAGUGGAAGGCCCCGGCGUCCAUGGUGCUGGUGCAGCUCUUCAUCACGGGGAUGAUCCUGCUGUCCAAGGUGUCCAUCGGCGGCGGCAUGUUCAUAUUCGCCCUCCUCGCGUACCGCAGCCUCUUCGGCGCCGCCUUCAUCCUCCCCUUGGCGCUCAUCUUCGAAAAGGGCAAGUGGAGGGAGAUGGGUUGGCACGCAACGGGAUGGAUCUUUCUCAACGCCUUCAUCGGGUACGCAGUGCCAAUGAGCCUAUACUACUAUGGUCUCCGUGAUACAACGCCAGCUUAUGCCGUCAUCUUUUUGAACAUAAUUCCACUGGUCACGUUCAUUCUCUCGCUCGUCUUCAGAAUGGAGACAUUGCAAAUCUGGAGCAUAGCUGGAUCACUAAAGGUCGUAGGCGUUGUGCUCUCGGUUGGAGGUACAAUGCUCAUUAGCCUUUACAAGGGCAAGACACUGCAUCUUUGGAAACCUAUUCUGCACCACAUGGGGCAAAACACGACAGAGGUUGCAGGCAAUCAUCUAAGAGGAACAAUAUUCUUGGUAGGCAGCAGCAUCACACUUGCUUGCUGGUACCUGAUUCAGUCAAAGGUUAUGAAGGUGUAUCCAUACAAAUAUUGGUCGUCCAUGGUGACAUGCUUGGUUGGAGGAUUUCAAACAGCACUAGUUGGAAUAAUAUUGAGUAGGGACAAGAGCGCAUGGAAGCUAGGAUGGGAUCUCAACCUUCUGACCAUCUUCUACUCCGGGGCACUUGCAACGGCGGGGAAGUAUAGCUUGAACUCAUGGGUUGUGGCCAAGCGAGGCCCAGCAUAUCCUCCAAUGUUCAGCCCAUUGUCAGUGGUAUUCACUGUUUUGUUGGACUCCAUCUUUAUAGGCGACGAGAUUACGACAGGAAGUUUGUUCGGCACAACAGUGGUGAUUGCUGGGCUCUACAUUUUCCUAUCGGCAAAAUCAAAAGAAGUGCGGGACAAAUAG
This is a messenger RNA of Triticum urartu, 1050 nucleotides long. RefSeq names its product WAT1-related protein At5g64700-like. NCBI's taxonomy places the organism in Eukaryota, Viridiplantae, Streptophyta, Magnoliopsida, Poales, Poaceae. Gene Ontology annotation, molecular function: transmembrane transporter activity. The record is from RefSeq and is a predicted model, not a curated record. Gene Ontology annotation, cellular component: membrane.